AUGCGGAGCGCGGCCGGCGCCCUGGUCCUGGCGAGCCUGUGGCUGGCCGCGGCCGGGCUCCCGCUGGCCCCCUCCGACCAGGGCCCGCACCUGUACUACCGCUGGGACCAGCCGGUCCGCCUGCGGCACCUGUACGCCGCCGGCCCCUACGGCCGCUCCCACUGCUUCCUGCGCAUCCUCGACGACGGCUCGGUGCUGUGCGACCGGCACCGCGGCCAGCACGGCCUGCUGGAGAUCCGCGCGGUGUCCCUGCAGACGGUGUCGAUCAAGGACGUCCGCAGCGUGCGGUACCUGUGCAUGGGCGACGACGGCCGGAUGCAGGGGCUGCGGGCCCGAGGCCGGAGUCUUCCUCGUCGUGCCGCUGAAGGCGCGCGGCGGGGCCGUCCGAGGGGCGCGCGCUUGGCGCUGCUCAGUCCCGUGUCGUGA
Molecule: messenger RNA, 426 nt
Organism: Perognathus longimembris pacificus (Pacific pocket mouse)
Lineage: Eukaryota; Metazoa; Chordata; Mammalia; Rodentia; Heteromyidae
Gene: Fgf19
Product: fibroblast growth factor 19
Exons: 3
Coding region: 1-426 (141 amino acids)
Biological process (GO): positive regulation of gene expression; animal organ morphogenesis; positive regulation of protein phosphorylation
Cellular component (GO): cytoplasm
Molecular function (GO): growth factor activity; fibroblast growth factor receptor binding
Source: RefSeq, a predicted model, not a curated record